AUGCAGAGCUGCGCCAGGUCCUGGGGGAUCUUCUUGGCCAAGUCGGUGAAUCCGGGCGCACCGUGCAGGCGUGUGAGCGACAAGAGCCGCGUGGUUUGGAAACUUCAGUGCAGGAUCCGACACGGCGCGGCAUCCCCGAACACCACCACAGCAGCCCGGGGUCUGAGGACGUCCGCAGCCGCCUCCUCCAGACAGAUAGAGAGGAUACUGCCCAGGCACGAUGACUUCGCGGAGAGGCACAUCGGCCCAGGUGAGAGGGAGAAGAGAGAAAUGCUGGAUGCUCUGGGACUCGAGUCAAUCGACCAGUUGAUCGGAGACACAGUCCCAGCCUCCAUCCGCAUGCAGAAGAGUAUGAAAAUGGAUGAUCCACUGUGUGAGAAUGAGAUUCUGGACUCUCUCAUGAAGAUUGCAUCGCAGAACAAAGUGUGGAGGUCCUACAUCGGCAUGGGCUACUACAACUGCUCAGUGCCGCCACCAAUCCAGCGCAAUCUCCUGGAGAACUCCGGCUGGGUGACUCAGUACACGCCCUACCAGCCCGAGGUCUCCCAGGGUCGCCUGGAGUCGCUCCUCAACUACCAAACCAUGAUCUGUGACAUCACAGGCUUGCCUGUCGCCAACGCCUCCCUGCUCGAUGAAGGAACGGCCGCUGCUGAGGCCAUGCAGCUCUGUCACAGACAGAACAAAAGAAGAACCUUCUACAUCGACCCACGCUGCCACCCCCAGACCAUUGCUGUGGUGCAGACCAGAGCCAACUACAUCGGGGUGAAGACGGUGCUGAAGCUGCCUCAUGAGAUGGAUUUCAGCGGAAAGGAUGUGAGCGGUGUGCUCUUCCAGUAUCCAGACACUGAUGGCAAAGUGGAAGACUUCACAGCUCUGGUGGACCGGGCACACAAGGGAGGGGCACUGGCAUGCUGUGCCACAGAUCUGUUGGCCCUCUGCGUCCUGCGCCCCCCUGGGGAGUUUGGCGUCGACAUCGCGCUGGGCAGCUCCCAGAGGUUUGGUGUUCCUCUCUGCUACGGCGGUCCUCACGCCGCCUUCUUCGCUGUCAAAGACAACCUGAUCCGGAUGAUGCCUGGCAGAAUGGUUGGAGUCACCAGAGACGCAGCUGGUAAGGAGGUGUAUCGGCUCGCCUUGCAGACCAGAGAGCAGCACAUCCGCAGAGACAAAGCAACCAGCAACAUCUGCACUGCGCAGGCUCUGCUGGCCAACAUGGCUGCCAUGUUUGCACUGUAUCACGGUCCUCAGGGACUCAGACACAUCGCCGAGAGGACACACAAUGCUGCUCUGAUCCUUGCUGAAGGCCUGAAGAGAGCAGGACACCGGCUGCACAGUGACAUGUUCUUCGACACCCUGAAGAUCAACUGCAGCGUGGCAGCCAAAGACAUCUUCGAGAGAGCCACUCAGAGGGAGAUCAAUCUGAGAGUCUACACCGAGGGCGUGGUGGGCAUCUCUCUGGAUGAGACAGUGACCGAGAGGGACUUGGAUGACUUGCUCUGGGUCUUUGGCUGUGAAUCUUCAGCUGAGUUGAUCGCUGAGAAAAUGGGCGAGCGGGUGAAGGGGAUCAUGGGGAGUCCUUUCAAGAGGACGAGCAAGUACCUGACGCACCAGGUCUUUAACAGUUAUCACUCCGAGACCAAUAUUGUGCGAUACAUGAAGCGACUGGAGAACAAGGACAUCUCCCUGGUGCACAGCAUGAUACCACUGGGCUCCUGCACCAUGAAGCUGAACAGCUCCUCAGAGCUCAUGCCAAUCACCUGGAAUGAGUUUGCAAACAUCCACCCCUUCGUGCCUCUGGAUCAGGCCGAUGGCUACCAGAAGCUCUUCCGACAGCUGGAGAGGGACCUCUGUGAGGUGACCGGCUAUGACAACAUCUCCUUCCAGCCGAACAGCGGUGCUCAGGGCGAAUACGCCGGACUGGCUGCCAUAAAAGCCUACCUGAACUCAAAGGGAGAGACCGGGAGAAGCGUCUGUCUGAUCCCCAAGUCGGCUCAUGGCACCAACCCAGCGAGCGCUCAGAUGGCUGGCAUGAAGGUUCAGGUGGUGGAGGUGGACAAGGACGGUAACAUCGACCUGGCACAUCUCAAGGCACUGGUGGAUAAACACAAGGCGAGUCUGGCAGCCAUGAUGCUCACCUAUCCCUCCACCUUCGGUGUGUUUGAGGAGCAUGUCAGAGACGUGUGCGAUCUCAUCCACCAAAACGGCGGCCAGGUAUACCUGGAUGGCGCCAACAUGAACGCUCAGGUGGGUCUGUGUCGUCCCGGAGAUUAUGGCUCUGACGUGUCUCAUCUCAACCUGCACAAGACGUUCUGCAUCCCUCAUGGUGGAGGAGGACCUGGCAUGGGGCCGAUUGGAGUGAAGGCCCACCUCGCCCCCUUCCUGCCCAGCCACCCGGUGGUCUCUAUGUAUUCAGUCAACUCUGGCAGCUCACUGGGCACCAUCAGCGCCGCCCCCUGGGGCUCCAGUGCCAUCCUGCCGAUCUCCUGGGCUUACAUCAAGAUGAUGGGAUCCAAAGGACUGCUUCAUGCCACAGAGGUGGCCAUUCUCAACGCCAACUACAUGGCCAAGAGGCUGGAAGGUCACUAUAAGAUUCUCUUCAGAGGCAGGAAAGGUUUUGUGGCCCACGAGUUCAUUCUGGAUGUGAGGCCCUUCAAGAAGACCGCUAACAUUGAGGCUGUGGACGUGGCCAAGAGGCUGCAAGAUUAUGGUUUCCACGCACCCACCAUGUCGUGGCCGGUGGCUGGCACGCUCAUGAUUGAGCCCACAGAGUCGGAGGACAAAGCUGAGAUGGACCGGUACUGCGACGCCCUGCUGGGUAUCCGACAGGAGAUCGCGGACAUCGAGGAGGGAAGGAUGGACUCCCGCGUUAACCCGCUCAAGAUGGCUCCUCACUCUCUGGCCUGCAUCGCAUCCUCCACCUGGGACAGGCCCUAUUCCAGGGAGCACGCUGCCUUCCCUUUGCCCUUCAUUAGGCCCGAGACCAAAUUCUGGCCGAGCAUCUCCAGGAUCGAUGACAUCUAUGGCGACCAGCACCUUGUGUGCACCUGUCCACCCAUGGAGGCUUACGAGUCUCCAUACGAGGAGAAGCGAGCCUCCUCAUAGACGCUCCCCUGUUGUCUGCCCCAAGUUUCCAACCCUAAGCUCUAAAAACCUCACAGACUUUACACCCAUUUUCACAGUGAAACUGAAUAAUUGUCUCUCUAUUUUAUUAUGAUGGAUCAAAUUAUGUAAAAAAAAAAAAAGAAAAACAACAAAAAAACAAAUCCAUACUGGACAGUAGUUGCUGUGAUUCCUUUUCUCCCAGCUCUGUCCAAGUUUCUGUCUUUAAACAUUAAGCGCCCUCGAAAUUGUGGUUGAUUACCUCAAAAAGUGAGCUCUAGUUGGCUAAUUGCCAACAGGUGUCAAUGUCUGCGAGGUGGACACUGGGACUAGGCUUCGUAUAAUCACAUCCUUUUUACUGGGGUCAUGGGGUUUUACCUACUCAAACUCUUCCGAUGGACCAAAGGUGCAACGUUUGCUUUCCCAGGUCGCAAAAACGGCUGCACCCUUCGACACCAAGGCCGUUCCGUAACACACUUCUGAGACACUGUACUCUAACAUGAGUACAGUUAAUUUAUAGACUCCCAACAUCAAUUAAAAACGCUGUUGUGUAAAAUAGCUGCCUUGACAUUCCCCACCUUUUUUUUUCCCUUUUCUCCAAAUACCUGACAAAACAUAGUGGGUAGUUCAUUGUAGGGUUUUGUUAAUAUGCAUCUGUUGUGUGGAAAUGUCUUAAUGUGUGUCAUGAUAUUUGUUGACGGUAGUUGGUGACAGUCUUGAUUUUAAAUUCAUUUUCUAAUCUAAACUUUUAUCUGUGGAAAAAAAAGUUGUCAGUAUUAAACAUUUGUCUUUAAAGUGUG
This is a messenger RNA of Acanthopagrus latus (yellowfin seabream), 3896 nucleotides long. RefSeq names its product glycine dehydrogenase (decarboxylating) (gene gldc). The record is from RefSeq and is a predicted model, not a curated record. Gene Ontology annotation, molecular function: glycine binding; glycine dehydrogenase (decarboxylating) activity; pyridoxal phosphate binding. The transcript is spliced from 24 exons. Lineage: Eukaryota; Metazoa; Chordata; Actinopteri; Spariformes; Sparidae. The coding region runs from base 1 to 3099 and encodes 1032 amino acids. Gene Ontology annotation, cellular component: glycine cleavage complex; mitochondrion. Gene Ontology annotation, biological process: glycine decarboxylation via glycine cleavage system.